AACUCAUUGGAGCCAUUUUCUACCUGCAUGUCAAGGACUCGUGGUCCUGUUUCUUGCAUGUGAUGUUCUCCAUGUUUCCCAACACUUCAUGGUCGUCAUGGCUCUUGCCCAUACAAAUUUAUUGAGACGUUGUUUCCAAUCUCCUGAACCGCCAUGAACCCUCUUCAAACCUCUUGACCAUCAUAUACAGGUUGCGACCAACCGUCGCCAGAGAGCCAGGCUCUCCCAUUCCUUCCCGUCAUCGCAACUUCAGUGCACGGCAUGACUUCCCUGAAACCCAUCCUUGAGGGACUGGGCAGACCCUCCUCGCAAGAUUUGCACAACCAGUCGAGCCUAACCCUCGGACGCUCCCCUCGACCAUACCACCGCAGAGGGGAAUCUCUGACUGUCCUAAGAGAAGCCCGUGCCAGCCAGGACGUGGGAAGUUCCAGUCCGGACACACCUCCACAGACAAGCCGCGCCGAGUCAAGCGAGAGUGGAACAGAAGCAGACGAUGAGAAAGGCCCUUUCCUCAAAGGACUGCCUGCGCCACCAUUACGAGCCCACAAAGGUCUGCGAGGAUCAUCGCCGUCGGACCUGACCCCAAUUCCGAGCCCUCCAUCAACCCCUCCUGCCUAUGUAGAGGCCGAUGGAUAUGAAUACUUCAAGAAAGACGACAAGUCUAAUAAAGCACUGAGAAACGCCAAACUCACGGCCGCAGAGUACGAAACAUAUAAAACCCGAAAGCGGAAAGAAGUCGUUCGUCGCUGUACAGAACUGUCCUUGCUAUGGGGAAUCGGUGCUAUUGUGUGGACGAGUCGUGGAGGCUCCAAGGCGUUUGUGGAUUGGCUGCAUGAACUGAUCUCUUUUCUACUUAUCCCGCCGUUUGUCUACCUCUCUUAUCCAGUCCGUCUUGCUCUUUGCGCUCGUCGAGCGGGCAAGACGGUGUUCCACUCGUUGCAGCUGGGGUUUCAUAUUCCUUCUCGUUUCGACUCCGGGCCGUUGAUGUAUCCUGUUCUUCUCCCUUUGUGGAUCGCCAUGUCGCUCUUCAGUCGCUCUACCGCCUUCUUACCUGCCGCCAUAGCAUGUGGACUUUCUUCGAUUCCCACCCACAUCACCGCCACUCCGAAAGUGCCUGCGGCUGGCAGCUAUCUCCACUGGCUACUAUCAAUACUUCCUUUUCACAUGAAGUUUGUCAGCUUGAUCCCACACCUGAGCACCAAACCGCUCUCACUAAAACUCAGCGGCGGAAGCGGCUUCGCCGUCGAAGACGUUGCUGUCAUCUUUCCUCUUCAUCACACCCUGCUGAACACGCUAGGUUAUCUGACGACGUCCAGCCUCGAUAUCUCUGAGCUUCACCUAUUGUCCACGGCUCUCAUCAAUCUCCUUAUUUUCGCACAUUCUCCUCAGGCGGAGAUCAUUAAGGCUUUGAUCUGGAUCGGAGGUCUGUGUCUCUUCAUCACUUGCAAGGAUCUCAUGGUCUGGGAAGUGGCAUUGGCCCGAGUUCCCACAUGGAAGCUCCUGCGAUCUCGAAAGCAACACGGCGUCGUCUCUCGAAUUGACCAGGCCGUUUGCGUUUUGCUGACACGAGCAAGACAGCGGCCAACACAGAACAAUUCUUCAGACAGCGACUCCGACGAACCAAGUCAAUACCCCAGGCUCCGAGGCGGGCCCAGACCCCGUCUCAAAUUACAAAUGAACGGAAAAUCAUCCACCAUGCCGGUGGCUGAACCAGUCUCGGCGUUUGAAGUUCCUACGACCAGGUCGGUGUCAAUCGAUCUGCCCAACUUCACCAAACGCCUCCGUCGCAAUACCUUUACUGGCUUCGGCAACGGUAAGAGAGAAAAGUCAGCCGCUAAGAAGGCGAGGAUGUCCGCAGCUCAAUCGACAUCGCCUUUCCUUUCAUUUUCCCUCGAGCAAGCCCGAGUUCGAAAGUGGGCAUACGCAGCGCUCGUCUAUCUGUUUGUCGCCGCCACCGUCCUUGGUCCUGUCAGGUCGUAUGUCAGUACCAAUGCUCUCGGGGGCCAUGAACCAUUUGGCUGGGCUCUCGGAUACCUUUUUGGAAACACUCCGCGCCUACGCUUCUUGAUUGUCAGCAAUAAUCUGGAGAGAUGGAUCGCACUCCCGGCGAAUCGCUAUGACACGUCGAGUGCUGGAGAUUUCUCAAUUGAGUACUUGCGACAACAACGGUUGGGAGCGGCUAAUGUCCGAUUACUGAUGUGUGUAUAUUGCGUUUCCGUUCUGCUUGUUGGUUUGUUUGCCGUAUUGCGGCUUACCUCGGUUGUGGAAGUUGAUACUCGACGGAAGAUCUUCCAUGGCAUCAUGGUCGCCAUGUUGUUACCUACGAUAUUUGUCGACCCGUGUUUUAUUGCUCUGGCCCUUGGUCUUAUACUAGCAAUCUUUCUUCUCCUCGAUCUUUUCAGAGCAUCACAACUUCCACCCAUCUCGAAGCCGUUGACGAGCUUCUUGGCACCUUAUGUGGAUGGUCGCGACCACCGCGGACCGGUGAUUGUUUCGCACAUAUUCUUACUCAUUGGAUGUGCUAUCCCACUUUGGCUAUCUCUAGCAGCUGCGUCUCGCGAUGGCGAUGGACCUUGGGCUGGCUGGGAGACUUCUGUUCGAGACAUCAGCAUGAUUAGCGGAGUGGUGUGUGUCGGUAUGGGCGAUGCAGCAGCAAGCCUGAUUGGACGGCGUUAUGGUAGAACAAAAUGGUACUGGGCGGGAGGUAAGAGUUUAGAAGGAAGCAUUGCAUUUUCGGUGGCAGUGACCAUCGGCCUCAUGGCGUCCUGGAUUUGGCUCAGACUUGGGGGAUGGGUGCCAUGGCCCAAUGCCAGCGUGAUGAUCGACACAGUGGGAAAAUGUGCUGUCGCUGGACUCGGAGCCAGUCUCUUGGAGAGCACUCUGACGGCAGCAAAUGAUAAUGUGGUGGUGCCUAUAGGGUUAUGGCUACUUGUCCGAGGCUUACAAAUAUGACCACGAGGACGAGGCGUGCAGGCGGCCUUAGUAUAUAUCACAAGAUCAUGAGGUCUUUGUGAUGAAAAGUGUGUGUCUAAUGGCGAGAAGUGGGAACGGCAUAUUCUAUGCAGAUCUCGAAUAUAAUCCAUUUGUGCAUAGUA
This is a messenger RNA of Exophiala mesophila, 3095 nucleotides long. RefSeq lists its product as uncharacterized. The coding region runs from base 262 to 2952 and encodes 896 amino acids. NCBI's taxonomy places the organism in Eukaryota, Fungi, Ascomycota, Eurotiomycetes, Chaetothyriales, Herpotrichiellaceae. Gene Ontology annotation, cellular component: endoplasmic reticulum membrane. The transcript has a single exon. Gene Ontology annotation, biological process: dolichyl monophosphate biosynthetic process. The record is from RefSeq and is a predicted model, not a curated record. Gene Ontology annotation, molecular function: dolichol kinase activity.